GAACUGCUGGAACACAAAAUAUCCACACCAUAGUUAAAAAAAAAAAAAAAAAAGCCCCUUGUCUCACUCUCUCUCUUCCCGAAAUCUAGUUAAGCGUUGCCAUGGAAUUUAUGUUUGCAUACUUAAAUGCCAUCACAGCAGGACUUAUUGCCAUACUUCUGUUCGCCUGCUAUAUAAGGAGGUCUACAGCCGCCAAGAAACCUCAACCGCCCAAAGCCGGUGGUGCGUGGCCCAUAAUUGGUCAUCUCCCUUUGUUAACAGGAUCCCAAGUUCCCCACAUAUCAUUGGGAGCUUUAGCUGACAAGUACGGACCAAUCUUCACCAUUCAGAUUGGGAUACACCAAGCCUUGGUGGUGAGCUCUUGGGAAUUGGCUAAGGAAAUUUUCACUACCAACGAUAUAGCCGUGUCUGGCCGCCCUAAUUUCACUGCGGCAAAGUACCUGGGCUACGAUAGUGUCAUGUUCGGGUUUGCACCAUAUGGAGAUUAUUGGCGUGAAAUGCGCAAGAUAAUAUCCGUGGAACUGUUCUGUAGUCGCCAGAUUGAGUUACGCAAGCACGUUAUAGAAUCUGAAGUUGAAACGUCCAUAAAAGAGCUCCACAAAUUCUGGACGGAGAAAGAGAAUGGCUCAGGCCACGUUUCAGUUGAGUUGAAACAAUGGUUCGGUGACUUAGGUCUUAACGUGAUUCUUAGAAUAAUUGUGGGGAUGAGACACUUUAGUGCUACUGCUGGGACUGAUAGAAAAGAAGUGGACCGGUGCCGUAAGGCGAUGAGAGAAUUCUUCGAUUUUCUGGGCCUGUUUGUUUUGAGGGAUGCAAUACCUUUUCUUGGUUGGCUGGACGUGGGUGGACAUGAGAAGUGCAUGAAAAAAGCUGCUAAAGAACUUGACGAGCUUGUCAGUGAAUGGUUAGAGGAGCAUCGCAAGAAGAGAGAUUCUGGUGACUUGGCUAAAAAAGAACAAGACUUCAUGGAUGUCAUGCUUUCGGUUCUUGAAGAAACUCAAUUUGUAGGUUACGACUCUGAUAUGAUCAACAAGUCUGCAUGUUUGAAUUUAAUUGCAGGGGGCAGUGAUACCACUACAAUUGUCCUGACAUGGAUAGUUUCAUUACUGCUGAACAACAGGCACGUAUUGAAGAAAGCACAAGAAGAAUUAGACAUGCUGGUUGGCAGAGAAAGACUAGUGAAUGAAUCAGAUAUUAGUAAAUUAAUUUAUCUCCAAGCAAUAAUCAAAGAAACACUGCGAUUGUAUCCACCAGCUCCAUUGUCAGGACCUCGAGAAAUUAGAGAGGAUUGCACCAUCAGUGGCUACCAUGUAAAGAAAGGAACUAGGCUGAUUCCAAACCUUUGGAAGAUCCACACAGACCCACGCAUAUGGCCAAAUCCAUUGGAGUUUAAGCCAGAGAGAUUUCUUACUAGCCAUAAGUACAUUGACGUUAAGGGACAAAAUUUCGAAUUGAUCCCAUUCGGAAGUGGUAGAAGAGCAUGCCCUGGAACAUCAUUUGGCCUUCCAACGGUACACAUAGCAUUGGCUAGCUUUCUACAAGCUUUUGAGAUUUUAAAUCCUACAAGUGGACCUAUUGACAUGACUGAGAGUCCUGGAUUAACGAACAUCAAAGCCACCCCACUUGAAAUUUUGGUUUCGCCACGCCUGCCUCUUGAGCUUUACCACAUACAAUGAAUAUUAGUGCAAAUCAAUAUCAAUAAAUUAUAAAUAUGUAAGAAAAGUUUUUUUUUU
Hevea brasiliensis (rubber tree) is the source of this 1733-nucleotide messenger RNA. RefSeq names its product cytochrome P450 CYP82D47. The record is from RefSeq and is a predicted model, not a curated record. The coding region runs from base 102 to 1676 and encodes 524 amino acids. The transcript is spliced from 2 exons. Gene Ontology annotation, biological process: defense response to other organism. Lineage: Eukaryota; Viridiplantae; Streptophyta; Magnoliopsida; Malpighiales; Euphorbiaceae. Gene Ontology annotation, molecular function: iron ion binding; monooxygenase activity; oxidoreductase activity, acting on paired donors, with incorporation or reduction of molecular oxygen.